This is a messenger RNA of Priapulus caudatus, 1011 nucleotides long. RefSeq lists its product as uncharacterized. NCBI's taxonomy places the organism in Eukaryota, Metazoa, Priapulida, Priapulimorpha, Priapulimorphida, Priapulidae. The transcript has 9 exons. The record is from RefSeq and is a predicted model, not a curated record. Bases 1 to 1011 code for a protein of 336 amino acids.
AUGGGCCGGUUGAAGAUUAAAUGGGUUGGUAAUAUGAGAGUCAUACUGCCAAUAGCCAUGGCGGUGUUGGCGCUAUUCGCGUCAGCGCCCUCUAGCGGCCUGGAUAUAGAUGAGGUGCUGCCAUUCCUCACAGACGAAUAUCUUAAUGAUUUGUCGUCUGUGUUCACCGGAUCACUGCAUGCGACGCUGGAGGAUGAGUUAGCAGCUGUCAAUGCUGAGGUGGCAAGUCUGGAGGAGGGAUGUAGGCCCAAGCCCAAACCCAAACCCACACCCAAGCCUGCACCACUGCGCAUCACAGCCGGUAAAGACCCGCUGAUCUGUCAGAGAUGCACGGAGAAGAAGCUGCGACAUCAGAUCAAGAUGUGCGCUCUGAUGUUGAUGUGGGGACCGCCGUCCUGUAGGCGCAUUGAAGAGAAGGUUCGACUCUACUCUGAUGUUGAGGCGAGAACGACUGAGGCCGCUAAGCUGUUCAGAUGGUACCGCUGCCUCUGCGACGGAACCGGGAAUGGAUACAACUCGUUCACGGACGAAUGCUCAGCCGGCCCCACUUCGGAGAUGAUCGGCCGCUCUCUGACGCACUGCGGUAUCGACGCUGCUAACUUCCGCGACCUGCAGGGGGCGCUGCUGAACGACGGACGUGACAUCACGGAGCUGUUGGGACGCGUUAACUGCGAGGGCGUGUUCAACGAGCGGGAUGCGGAUAAGAUCUCUGCCAAGCAGCCGUACUGUCCAGCGCUGAUGGCUGGCCAGGACUUCUAUCAGGGCUGUCUGUACUUUGCCGGCGACCCGACGUGCGAGUGCUUCAACUCAGGAGUGGAGCCACUUGCUAUUAGAGUGGAACCGGAAGAACCAGUGACCGAAUCACCACUUCCGCUGAACCCUGCUGACUGUCCAGGACUGGAGGACGCUCUCUGUCGACAGGCGACGGCCAAGACCCGCGUUGCAAGGAAGAAUCCGCUCAUCAUUACAAACGUAACCAUAGCAACCAGCAUCCCUCAUAAUCAUCCAUAG